UAAAGGGGGCGAUGUGGGGUGGAGGGAGGGGAGGGGCCGCCCCCCCAACCCCUCCCGCUCCCCCCUCCGCGAUGUUGGUGCUGCUGGGGCUGCUGCUGGGAACGCGGGGGGCAGGUGCCUUCAUGGUGCACAUGGCCAGCUCCUGCCCGCUGGCAGCCAACGGCUCUCUGCUGGGCUUCGACCUCACCGUGGCCUUCAACAAGAACCCCCUGGUGUGCUACGACCCCGACGUCCGCCGCUUCAACGCCUGCGAUUGGAAGCUGCUGCACAACGUGGCCGGACGGAUUGCCAGCGCCCUCAACAACGGCAGCACCUGGGUGCAGCGCGCAGAGGCGCGGAGACGGGCGUGCAGCAAAGUGGCUGCACGGUUCUGGGCACAGACAGCGCUGCGGAGGACCCAGCCCCAGGUCCGCAUCAUCCCUGCACAGACAGGGAACCCCAGCGUGCCCAUCCGCCUCACCUGCCACGUGUGGGGCUUCUACCCCCCCGAGGUGACCAUCAUCUGGCUGCACAACGGGGACAUCGUGGGGCCUGGAGACCACUCGCCCGUGUCCGCCAUCCCCAAUGGGAACUGGACCUACCAGACACAGGCGGCCCUUUCAGUGGCCCCGGGGCUGGGGGACACCUACACGUGCUCAGUGCAGCACGCCAGCCUGGAAGAGCCCCUCCUGGAGGACUGGCGUCCGGGGCUGACACUAGAGGUGACUCUGAUGGUGGCUGUGGCCACUGUCACGAUGGUUCUGGGGCUCGGCUUGCUUCUCACUGGUGUCUACUGCUGGCGGGCCCAGCCCCCUGCCCCAGGUUACACCCCACUUCCCGGUCACAACUACCCUUCAGGCAGCAUCUGAUGGACACCUUCUGUCACCCACUGUCCCUGUGUGUCCCCAUCCCCAACCCUGAGCCAUGGUGCUGACAUUAAAGACACUCUGCAGCCUC
Messenger RNA from Tympanuchus pallidicinctus (lesser prairie-chicken), 936 nucleotides. Its product is annotated as HLA class II histocompatibility antigen, DM beta chain-like. The coding region runs from base 12 to 848 and encodes 278 amino acids. NCBI's taxonomy places the organism in Eukaryota, Metazoa, Chordata, Aves, Galliformes, Phasianidae. Gene Ontology annotation, biological process: antigen processing and presentation of exogenous peptide antigen via MHC class II; immune response; peptide antigen assembly with MHC class II protein complex. Gene Ontology annotation, cellular component: membrane; MHC class II protein complex. The record is from RefSeq and is a predicted model, not a curated record. The transcript has 6 exons. Gene Ontology annotation, molecular function: MHC class II protein complex binding.